Messenger RNA from Perca flavescens (yellow perch), 1584 nucleotides. RefSeq names its product beta-1,3-galactosyl-O-glycosyl-glycoprotein beta-1,6-N-acetylglucosaminyltransferase 4-like. Gene Ontology annotation, cellular component: membrane. NCBI's taxonomy places the organism in Eukaryota, Metazoa, Chordata, Actinopteri, Perciformes, Percidae. The coding region runs from base 29 to 1333 and encodes 434 amino acids. The record is from RefSeq and is a predicted model, not a curated record. Gene Ontology annotation, molecular function: acetylglucosaminyltransferase activity. The transcript has 2 exons.
GACUUCGGUACCUGCGUAUUGAGCAAGAAUGAAUACAACGUGUUUAGUACUGAGACUAAAAAGGAAGAAAUUCAUCUCUUGCUUCCUGUCACUGCUGACUCUGUGUGCCCUGCUACUGCUCAUUCUGAGGUACAGAUGCAUCUCUGAGUCCUUACCUCCCCGGGCGGCUUUAGAUGACGUCCAGACAUUCCACAGGUACAAUAUUAAUUGUAAGGCUAUAUACGAAAUGGACCCAGUGGAGGUGUGGAAGUCGCUGAUCAUCAGACAGAAACAAGUUGUGGAAGACAAGGAUGAAAGUCUGCUUAACCUCACCUCAAACUGCCCAUUGUUCAUCAAGUCCAGAGGUUAUGAUAACGUGUGUGUCUCAGAGGAGGAGAAAGGCUUUCCUCUCGCUUACUCACUGGUUGUGCACAAAUCUGCAUGGAUGAUAGAGAGACUCAUCCGAACGCUGUACUCGCCCAGUAACAUCUACUGUAUCCACUAUGAUCAAAAGUCCUCGGCUCAGUUCAUCUCAGCCGUAGAGGGUUUGGCCCGCUGUUUGCCCAAUGUCUUCAUCGCCUCCAAGCGAGAGUCUGUCUAUUAUGCCAGCUUCAGUCGAUUAAAAGCUGAUCUCAACUGUCUGUCCGACCUUUUGGGGUCAGAAGUCAAGUGGAAGUAUGUCAUCAACCUCUGUGGCCAAGAUUUCCCCCUGAGGUCUAACAUCGAGCUGGUGUCAGAACUUAAGAAGUUAAAAGGAGACAACAUGCUGGAGACAAGCCGACCCACUGAGCACAAGAAGGAGAGGUUCACCUUUCACCACGAGCUGAGGGAUGUCAGCUUUGAAUAUAAGAAACUGCCGGUGAAAACAGAGCAGCUAAAGGACCCACCGCCACACAGCAUCGAGGUGUUCUCUGGGAAUGCCUACUUUGUCUUGUCCCGGGACUUUGUUGUGCACAUGAAGUCCUCGGUUGUGGUGAAAGAUUUUUUGGCCUGGUCAGAGGACACCUACUCUCCAGACGAACACUUCUGGGCAACACUUGUGCGACUGCCAGGUGUACCUGGAGAGGUGCCCAGAUCGCAUCCCGAUGUCACCGACCUGAUGAGUCAGACCCGGCUGGUGAAGUGGCAGUACCUGGAGGAGAACCUUUACCCACCCUGCUCAGGGACACACGUCCGCAGCGUUUGUAUUUAUGGUGCUGCAGAAAUGCGUUGGUUGCUCAACUACGGCCACUGGUUCGCCAAUAAGUUUGACCCCAAAGUGGACCCCAUUCUCAUUCAGUGCCUUGAGGAGAAGCUGGAGGAAAAACAAAAGUUAUUCCAAACAGUGGCAUCCCAUAACUGCCAUAAGGGUUAACCAAAAGCUAUAAUACAGUGUAGAGACACACAUUCUUGUCUUUUCAUAGGCAUAGUUAAUACUCAAUAAUAAGCUAUUACACUGUUCAAUCCCUGCACUGUUCACUUUUGCACUACCACCACUACACACACUCUACCAUAUACCAUUUUUUUUAUGUAUGUGUGUAUGUGUGUUUGUUGUGUUAUGGUAUGGGUCUAAGCUACUGAAAGCCUAACAUUUUCCUUGGGAUGAAGAAAGUAUCUAUCUAUCUA